GUUCGGUAAACUAAAACCAUGUAACACGAGCGAUAGACAUAGAAUCCGAAUCGCGCUUUUCAUAGGAAGAACAACCAUGGUCAACGAAGUCGUUUGUUUGCACUUGGGGCAAGCGGGGUGCCGCAUCGGCCAGGAGCUCUGGCAACAGUUUGCCACGGAGCAUGACAUUCAACCUUCAAAGGGAACGAAACUGACCGCCUCGCAGCUGCAGCAGGCGGGAAGGGAAAGCUCAGCAAAUGGAGGCGCGUCGAACACAGGACAGGCCGGCACCUUCUUCAGCGAAAUGCGGUCGGGGCAGAUGGUGCCGCGGGCGGUUUUCAUGGACACGGACCCGAGCUACAAGGACGAACUCUACGCCGCGAACUCGAAUGUCAGGGAUUUAUUUCACCCUGAUAAUCUUCUCGCCUACAAGCAGGACUGCCGGGCUAACUUCUGCGAGGCGCGCACGCAGGCCCGGGAGUACAAGAUUUUGGACGAAGUGACGGAAAGGCUGCGGAAGGUCAGCGACGACUGCGAUCGGGUGCAGGGCUUUUUCACAUUUCACUCCGUCGGGGGCGGAACCGGGUCCGGAAUCGGCGCGGAAUUGUUGAAAAUAAUACGGGAUGACUUACUCGGGGGGAAAGCGCAAAGCAUACAAUGUGGUAUGCAUCAUGGUUGUUGCAAGUAGUACAAGUGCGCCUCUUCGUCGCCUGGCAGUGCUAGGCUGACUAAAAACUUCAUUUUUGUUUAUUGCAUUAAGUAUUUUUUUAUACGCUGGUGAUUAAAGCUGUAAAAAUUCACCUGUUGAAUUUUACAACACAGGUAUUUACCCCAGCCCGAACUACUCGGGCACGGUCUGCGAACCCUACAAUGCCGUCCUGCACACCGCCAACACGGUCGACGGGUCGGACCUCACAUUCUGCCUCGACAACGAGAACUGUGGCAGCGCGUGUGCAAAUUUCGACUUGGCGAAAUCCUCAAAAACGACCAGCAGCUCGAGCAGUUCGUCCUCCUCGUCGAGUAGCAAGAAUGCGAAGUCGACUUCUAGUUCAUCAUCCUCAUCAAGUCGUGCAAAGCCGUCUUUCAACCACAUCAACGCCCUGCUCGCGCAGGCGGUUUCCAUGGCGACGACCUCGCUCCGCUACGAGUGCGAGUUGGCAGCGAAACUCCCCGAGCUGUGCGCCAACCUGGUUCCCGCGAAGCCGUUCCGGUACUGCGUUUUGUCCCUGUCCCCCCUCUGCUCCCCCUCGUCGGAACGGGCAAAGAAGGGGUUCACGGUGGGCGGCGACGGCGACGUAAUACAGGACUUGCUGAAGGGCCGAAACGUGAUGUGCAACGUCGGCCACACCCUGAAGCUCAACCGCUUUCUCGCCGCGUCGUUGCUGGUCCGCGGCUCCGUGCAGGGCGCGCCGUCGGCAGAGGAACCGAACAAGGCGGGAAAAUUGCGCAAAAUCGAGCGGGACGACGUGCGACGGAGUGUGGACACGCUGAUAAAAAGACAAAGCAUGAACUUCCUGCCGUGGGCCAACGCGCAAAGCUGGAAAUUGGGGAUCACGCCCGCGAAGGCGUCACAGCCUAAUGCGCUCAAAGGGGCGAUGGCAAACGCACCCAUGCAGACCUGCUUGAUAGGAAAUAGUAUUCAUGAAGUUUGUUUUUUUACGUCGGUAUAGGCAAAGGCAUCGUAGGAGACAAAUAGUUUUGAGUUCUUUAUUGACACCACAAGCAACAUGCAUUUCAAAAAUAUUUACCUGUACGUCAAAAUCCUAACAUACCGUCACAUCAGCCACCGCGAUCCGCAGUCUUUUCCUGCACCAGUACCAGCGGUACCUGCAGCUUUUUUUCAACAAGGCUUACGUAUGGCACUUUCUCGAGGCGAACGGGGAAUUGGAGGAAUUUUAUGAGGCGAAAGAAUCCGUCCGCGUUUUGCUCGACGCCUACGAAGAAUUGCUCUCUCGUGCGUCCCAGGUCGAAGAUCCAAAAGGACGGCUGAAGGUGAUCGGCAAGACGUCCGCAACUACAGCAAACAAUCCUGCUGGAAAUGGAAACAGACCUGCCGGCGGGGGCGGCAACAAUGCGAUGGCUGUGGAGUGAAGAUCAUGAGCAGCUUGAAUAUUUUCGACGAGCCUCCACUACAAAAAGAAACCGAAGAUGAUGAAUUUCGAAGGCACAGCACAUUUUUUUGCCACAGGUGCACAUGCAUGCCAUUUCCAAGAAGAACGAGUCAAUACACAAAACGGAAGACAAAAGCUGUCGCGCAAUUUCUC
This is a messenger RNA of Amoebophrya sp. A120, 2243 nucleotides long. The record is from the annotation of a GenBank genome assembly. Lineage: Eukaryota; Dinophyceae; Syndiniales; Amoebophryaceae.